CUAAAGAUGUCUAGUUUUUCAAGAUUGCUAUCAACAAUCUCCAAGAAAGUUGUGAAACCUUUUUCUCCUACUCCAUCAACUCAAAAAAUUCACAAAUUUUCACUUCUUGAUCAAUGUAUGGGUAAUUUUUAUAUGCCCCUUGUUCUAUUUUACCCAAAACAUCAACUAGAACAAGGUCCAAAACAACUCUCUAAACUUCUAGAAAACUCAUUUUCAAAAGCAUUGACUUAUCAUCAACCAUGGGUUGGAAGUUUAAGAGAUAAUGCAACUAUUCAUUGUGAUGACACUGGGGCUGAGUUCUUUGAAGUUGAAGUUAAUUGUUCAAUGAAUCAAGUCGUUCAUCGCCCAGACUUAACAUUUCCUCCAGGGUUAUCCUGGAAGAAUGUUCCUCAUGCAAAUGAUGGUGGCCGAUUGAGCGUAGCUCAGCUUAGCCACUUUGAUUGUGGAGGAAUGUCAAUAAGUGUGUGUAUGUCACAUAAGGUGGGUGAUGCGCGUAGUGCCUUUUCCUUUUUGAAGGAUUGGGCUACAAUAACCCGACAAUAUCCAAAUGAUGAAUUAUCAUGUCCUUCGUAUUAUGUUCAGGAUUCAUUAAUGCCAUCUCUACCCGACGGCCCACUAAAGUUCCCCGUUGUGGUUGAGCCAAAUGAAGAAGAAAGUGUCGAAUUUGAAAAGAGGUUUUUUUUAUCUGAAUCCAAUAUAAGAGCUCUCAAAGCAUUGAUAGUUGAUGAUCCAUCAUCAAUAGUGCAAAAUCCAACAACUACUGAGGUUGUUAGUGCAAUUGUUUACAAAUGUGCAGCAAUUGCUGGUGCAAACAUAUCAAAUGGUAAUGAUUCUUCAUCUCAAAUGGUUUUAGUAUCCGAUUUACGAAAAACAAUUCCACCUUCAAUAAAAUCAACAUCCACAAUCGGGAACAUUCUCACCGCCUUCUCUACACCAAUAUAUAACCUAGAAGACCUGAGGCUACCAAAAUUAGUUGCCGAUAUAAGAAAGUCUAAACACGAGCUUUCCACCAGAGACAAUUUCAAAGAAAACAAAUGGAUAUCAGAGAUGCUAGAAUACGCAAAUAAAAUAAAUACAGGAAUAGAGGAUGACCAAUCGUAUCGUCAGAAGAGUUCAUGUCACGAUGUGUAUCGAUGUAGUAGUAUAUGUAACAUUCCAUUCCAAGAUUUGGAUUUUGGAUGGGGGAGACCUACAAGAGCAAGCAUAGCAAGUACACCAUUUAGCAAUAUGAUUUAUUUGAUGAAUACACAAGAUCAAAAUAAAGGAAUUGAAGUGUUUAUUAACUUGAAUCAACAACAAAUGUCCAUUUUUGAACAAGACAAGGAAUUUUUACAAUUUGCUAGUCCUGUUGGUGAUAAUCAUGUUCAUGAGGACAAAGAGAAAUUAUAUUGCAUGGAAGCUUUCUAA
Molecule: messenger RNA, 1407 nt
Organism: Solanum verrucosum
Lineage: Eukaryota; Viridiplantae; Streptophyta; Magnoliopsida; Solanales; Solanaceae
Product: acyltransferase Pun1-like
Exons: 1
Coding region: 7-1407 (466 amino acids)
Source: RefSeq, a predicted model, not a curated record